Messenger RNA from Hemibagrus wyckioides, 6007 nucleotides. Its product is annotated as testis-expressed protein 2-like. The transcript has 13 exons. Gene Ontology annotation, cellular component: endoplasmic reticulum. Bases 275 to 3457 code for a protein of 1060 amino acids. The record is from RefSeq and is a predicted model, not a curated record. Gene Ontology annotation, molecular function: lipid binding. NCBI's taxonomy places the organism in Eukaryota, Metazoa, Chordata, Actinopteri, Siluriformes, Bagridae.
GCUGAGACAGAAAGACGGAAAAGAGCGUUGACAACGGCGCGUGAAGGAUAACACACACACACACACACACACACACAGGAGUUAUUGUUUGUGUAGCUGAGCGGAGAAACUCGUCCGUUUUUAACACAAAAGUGUUUUCCUGGCUGUUGUGUAUGGAAAAUGAGGACGGACGUUCCUGAUAUCAGUCAUCGCCGGACAGAUGCUGGAGAAGGACAGGAGUAAAUGGCGCUGAGCUCCAGUACUGUGCAGGCUCUGAGACAACAGGAGCACCGUGAUGGCUAGCAGACAGGAUGGUCAUGCUGAUCGACCCCUGCUCUCAUCUCUAAGGCCAUCUUCUGCUCCAAAACUAAAUGUGCAGCGCUCGCUAUCCCGAGAGACCAUUACCAUCCAUUUCUCUGCAAUGGGCAAGGAAGAGGAUCAGGAGGAAGAAGGCAUAUAUGGACCAUUAGACCUGCCGGAUGAUGCAGUGACGAACAGUCAAGGAGUAGUAACUGCUUUGGAAGCAAGUGAAGACCUUGUUCUUGAAGGAGAUACAGAGAUGAAUCCCGACGGUAACGUUGUUGCCGAGUCCCUUUCAGCCAUGUCAGGUCAACAGAACACUAAUAAACAGGAACACAGUUUUGCUCCUGCUGAGCCUACAAAGGGGGCAGGAUCCUCAUCAGGCUCCACAAACUCCUCACCUUCCAAAUCGGUGUCACUUCCCUCAAUGGAUAAGGCCUUUCUCAACCUCAUGAAGUCAUUGUCUACAGAUUUUGAGCCCCGGGAAGGUGUCCCCGCUCCUCCUUCUUUGCGCCAUCGGCAGUUGAUGAAGAAUCUGGUCAAAUCUUUGUCUACAGACACAACCCAGGAGCCCUCUGGAUCAAACCGCUCUUCAGACUCCCGCCUCAACCUGCACCUCUUCAAACAGUUUACUCAACCCCGAAUGACAACAAGUGCAGGAGACUCCAAAACCGCUCCAUCAUCUCCAUUAACCUCACCUGACAACCGUACCUUCUCCUUCAAGGUGUCGGAGGUGGAGGCCCGCAUUGAAGACACGAAACGGCGUCUUUCAGAAGCCAUUUCAGAGCCUUUGCACUUGAUUAGCAAGUUUAUUGGAGAUGAAACUAUUUAUAAACCUAAACCUCUUUCAUCCAGUGUCACAGAAUUGACCAGUUUUUCCGCUCUAAAUGGCCAUCUUGAAAGCAACAAUAAUUACAGUAUCAAGGAAGAAGAAGGUGACCUGGAUAGUGAAGGUGUUACUCCAGAAGCAACUGAGCUGGCCUCAGGUGCUGAAAGCAAGACUGCCAAAGCUUGUCCUUCCUCUCUGGGAUUGGACAAGUGCUCAAUGUCUGCACUUGCCAAACAGGAUGACGAAGAGUUCUGUGAACUUUACAGUGAUGAAUUUGAGUUGUCUGUGGAUACAGAGGUGCAGGUUGAUCAUACUGAGUGCAGGAAGUCUGGAAGCAGUUCUUCCAAACCUGCUAGUCAAAGCACAAGGAUCAGUGAAGAUGAAAUGGAGUUGGUAUCAGCAUGUAGUGUUCCACAUAAGACUUUGUUAGCGCUGACCAUCAUUACCUAUGGGUACUUUAUUCUACCUUUGCCCGCUUACCUCGGAGGAAUGUUGCUGGGUGUAGCACUAGGGUUCAUGCUAGCCAUUGGUGUAGUUUGGCUAACGGGCCCAAAGCAACCAAAGAUUAGACGUUCAAGGGCGCAGAGGGAUCUGUGGAACGUGGCACAGCUGGAUAUUAAAGAGCCGGGCAUCUUCAAGGGUUGGAUGAACGAGAUUCAGAAUUACGACCCGGAAACCUACCAUGCAACGCUGACCCACUCUGUGUUCGUGCGCUUGGAAGGCAACACUUUGCGGAUCUCCAAACCCAACAAGAACAUCGCCCGGCGAGCCAGUUACAAUGAACCCAGGCCAGACGCCACAUAUAUCAGCCAGAAAAUCUAUGAUCUUACAGAUAGCAAGGUGUCCCUGGUGCCCCAGAGUCUGGCCAGGAAGCGGGUGUGGAACAAGAAGUACCCGAUACGCAUUGAACUGGCCAAGCAGGACGACUUCAUGUCUAAAGCAGAAGCAGACAGAGCCAACGAAGAGAAGGACAAUCAAGACAUUGCGGGUUCACAGGAAGGAGGAAGGGUGGGUUCAGACCGUGAACUGCCCACCAUCUACUUGUUUGGAAGAACAGGAAGGGAAAAAGAGGAGUGGUUCCGGAGAAUUCUUUUAGCCUCGAAACUCAAAUCUGAAGCGGCUAAGAGAACAGCAAGCUUGCCAGCUAGUAAGAGUGCCCCAGCGCUGUCCCAUAGCCGCAGCAGUAGCCGAGGCAGUCUGGAUGAGCUCCUAUCAUCUCAGGCAGCUAAGAAGGAUUCGAGUGUAAGCGCCAGACAGAGGCCUCUAUUGGACUACAGUAUCUACAUGGCCAACUACAUCGGCACUUCUAAAGCAACCAGUACCAACACCAGUCCAGUAGAAAGCCCACACAGCAGCCCUGGGGUGGGCAAAAAGUUGCCAAGCAGCCCAGUAAAAGAAAAAGAGGAGGUGUCUGUGAGCUGGCUGAACGCUCUGAUUGGCCGGAUCGCGUGGGACUUCUUCAGGGAGCAGUACUGGUCUGAUUGGGUGUCUAAGAAGAUCCAGAUGAAGCUCAGUAAAAUCAGAUUGCCUUACUUCAUGAACGAGCUGACGCUGACUGAGCUCGACAUGGGCGCCUGCACUCCCAGAAUCCUUUGGGCCUCUCAGCCAUCAGUGGAUCAUCAGGGUCUUUGGUUUGAUGUGGAAGUCUCCUACAAAGGCUCGUUCCUUAUGACUCUGGAGACAAAGAUGAACCUGUCGCGACUGGGGAAGGAGGGCGAGGCUGUCGGCGAGUUUGGAAAAGAAGGGCACAGGCCACGCACGUACUGCCUGGCCGAUAGCGACGAAGAGUCUUCCAGCGCCGGGUCUUCUGAUGAAGACGAUGGGAAGGAGAACAUCGCUGAUAAAAACUUGCAGCCGGGCGCAGAGGGAUACGCCGGAGUCCACAGGCCGAGCAAGAUCAUGAGAUUCGUGGACAAGAUAACCAAGAACAAAUACUUCCAGAAGGCUACAGAGACCGAGUUCAUUAAAAAGAAAAUUGAGGAAGUGUCAAACACACCACUCCUCCUCACUGUGGAACUUCAGGAGUGUAAAGGAACGCUGGCUGUCAACAUCCCGCCUCCCCCAACUGACAGGAUAUGGUACGGAUUUCGCAGCCCUCCUCUCCUGGAGCUGAAGGCUCGGCCCAAACUCGGAGAGAGAGAAGUGACGCUCGCCCACGUUACUGACUGGAUAGAAAAGAAACUGGAGCAAGAGUUUCAGAAAAUCCUCGUGAUGCCAAACAUGGACGACGUGUGGCUCACCGUCAUGCAUUCUGCCAUGGACCCUCGGUCAGAUGCGACGGCAACAGAGAGCAAGGGAGUCACGUCUGUCCCCGAGGUUGACCUACUACCUACGACUGAGGGGCUGUGAAGGACAACUACCAGUUCCAGUAUUGGCAAAAUGAGAGCUGAUACCAUGGCUACAAAAGUCAUGGAACUUUUGAAGAAGUAGAGGAGCAUAGAAAGACAACGCUGCUUUAAUGACUUUGUCAACAAGAUGGUUCAUUCCUGUGGAAGAAAUAUGCGAGGACAAACACGGAGAGUAUAGAGCUAGAGUAAUAAGUAAUGUUGAUGCAGGAAGGAUGGCCACGUGCAAUGAAAACCUAUGAAGGAAGACCGAUGGUUACACGAAUAUUUAAUCAGGUAAAGAUAUCUGUGCAUAUCUGUGUUUAUGAGCGCCUAAAGCGUUAACUCUUGGAGGUCCACUGCACUACGAUUUAAUACAUACUAAACAUCUAUGGAGAUUAUUUUUUUUUCUGUGUCAUGCACUAACACACUGAUUUCUGCUAAUUAUCACACAGAGUGUGUGAGUAACACAAAAAGUCAUGGUGCAGAAGGACUUGAAGACUCCCUCUGUAUGUGACGAUAACCCUAAGCUAUAUGAUUUCCUUUGAAAUGAUCAGAUCUUUGGUAUCGUUGGAGCCUGGAUCAGCUUAGACGUACACUGUGCCUGAGUACACUGCCCUCGAUGAAGUCAUUUUUAUUCUCGUAUCAUGAAGCAGGCUAUUAGAAGGCUAAUGUUUUGCGUGCGAAUGUAAGAGAGAAUGUUAUAACGUCUAUGGGUACAUUAUUAUGGGUGUUGUUUAUUUAAUUUAAUAUAAUAGUAGCAUCAAAUGCACACAUCUAAACAACCAGUUUAUAAUAGACCCAAGCGUCUCAUCUGAACACAAUAUCACAGUAUAUCAUAUAAAGCCAUAUCAGUACAUGCCUCCUGGGACAGCACUGUGUUUAAGUGUGUGUUUUGUGGUCUGUAGCGGUGUAUACUGCUUGCUCCAUUCAAUAUCAGUGUGACUAUAAAAGCUUUUCCACACUCAAAAUCCAGAGCUGCACCUUUUUAACCCCAUCCCCAAGAUUUAUAUGGUUUUACCCCGUUAAUAACCAAAUACUGUGACGUAUUAACACUAAUGACGGUAUUAAUAUACAGACACCCCCUCUAGCUGCAGCUAUACACACAUUAACUGCAUAACACACACUGAAAAGAGCCAGCGUAAUCAUUACACCCAUGCAUUUUAAAGGUGCAGUUUGUAAAAGUGGUUUUUGGACCAAAAUGAUCCCGUCACAUGUGUGGCACCCUGGGGAAAACCUCUUCAUACUAUAUUGUUAUUUUUUUACAUGUGUCUUGAUCACAAAGAAAGUUAAAUCCUAGUCACAAAAUGUACAAACUGCCCCUUUAAAUUUCUUUAAUGUAAGCUAUUUUUUGUGUGUGUACAACUAUUUGUUCACUAACUAUAUAUAUAACGUGAUGAAUAAUGCUUUUAAAAAGAAACAAAAUUAGAUCAUUUUGCCCCUGUUGCUUCGGCUCACGAUUCUGCCCAAGUUCAGGCUUUGACGGUAUCGGUUAUGAUGAUACACGUCAACAAGCACACAAGCAAAACCCGGGCCAUAAAAAUAUGACUAGAAGAUGACGGACCUGCUUCCCAUGAGUACAUUCUGUAUCGAGUGAAUGAUCCUACUUCUCAGUGCCACUUUUUAGUGAGUGUGUAUGAUUGGGUGUUACGACCAUGAUGAUAUUAUAUACACGGGAUGUGGAAAGUCUGGGAGUAAUGAAUGUAUGAUUUUUGUAUUGUGUAUGUGUGUGUGUGUGUGUGUGUAGGUCUAGUGUAUACAGUUCAUGCUACUAUAAGAGUUGAUACAAAUGAAGAACAUACGAAGAUCUUUUACUGAUUUAAAAAGAAAUAAUAUAUAUAUAUAAAUAUAAUAUGAAUGCAAUGCUGAUUUGCCAGGAACAGAAAUUUAAUUUUUUUUUUCUAUUCUGAAUUUUUAUUUAAUAAUGUAAAACAUUCCCAAUUCAGAUCCUAUGUGAAUGAAGCAAAUUAUUAUUAUUAUUAUUAUUAUUAUUAUUAUAUAUAUAUUUUUUUUUGUAAUAUCCAAGCAGUAAAAAAAAAAAAUUUUGUUUCAUGCUUUUGUUUCUUUGUUUUUGGGUUUUAUUAUUAUUAUUUUUUUUUUUUUUUGGUCUGUUUUGUACAUCUAAGGCUUGGUAUGAUGAGUGCAGAGAUGGUAAAGAAAUGGUUUAAACACUCGCUAAUCGGUGUCUAACGGUCACCAUCGUGCCAUAACGGUUUACGGAAAUCCGGGCCUUGUUUGAGAUGUUACUAUAAUUGUUGAAAGAUAUCGCCUGUGGUUUAUAACGCAAUUAUCUUCACACUUUAUUGUGAUUUGUUUACUAGUGUAUGUUUCCAUUGGGGAAGGAUAUUAACUUGAAAUGAACCUCGGCAGUUUUCUUUUUCCAGCCUGUCUGUAAUGAGAGGUUGCUUGUAAUGCUUUGUGAAUGUCUUUAUUUUGGGAGCAGGGAUAUUGCUCAGAGCUACUGCCCCAACCCAAGUGCCCAAUUUUACAGUGUGUUGAGCAUAUAACCCAUUAUUGAUCUAGGCACAUGCAUGAAAGAAAUGAAGUAAAAAAAAAAAAAAAAACAAGAAAUAAA